Molecule: messenger RNA, 936 nt
Organism: Diceros bicornis minor
Lineage: Eukaryota; Metazoa; Chordata; Mammalia; Perissodactyla; Rhinocerotidae
Product: olfactory receptor 1N1-like
Biological process (GO): G protein-coupled receptor signaling pathway
Cellular component (GO): membrane
Molecular function (GO): olfactory receptor activity; G protein-coupled receptor activity
Source: RefSeq, a predicted model, not a curated record
AUGGAAAAUCAAUCCAGCAUCUCUGAAUUUUUCCUUCGAGGAAUAUUUGAGUCACCAGAGCAACAGCAGUUAUUCUGUGGAAUUUUCCUGUGUAUGUUUCUUGUCACCUUGACUGGGAAUGUGCUCAUCAUCCUGGCCAUCCUCUCUGACCCACACCUCCACACGCCCAUGUACUUCUUUUUGGCCAACCUGUCUCUUGUUGACAUGGGUUUAACAUCCUCCACAGUUACCAAGAUGCUGGCAAACGUACAGACUCAGCAGCAUACCAUCUCCUAUGCCGGUUGCCUCACACUAAUGUAUUUCUUUCUGAUGUUUGGUGAUCUGGACAGCUUCUUCCUAGCUGUAAUGGCCUAUGACCGCUAUGUGCCCAUUUGCCACCCCCUCCACUACUCCUCAGUCAUGAGCCCCCGAGCCUGUGCCCUGCUGCUGGCAUUGUGCUGGGUUCUCACCCACAUUGUUGCCCUGACUCAUACCCUCCUCGUGGCUCGGCUGUGCUUCUGUGUUGUUGGGGAAAUAGCUCACUUCUUCUGUGACAUAACUCCUGUCUUGAAGCUGUCCUGUUCUGACACCCACAUCAAUGAGUUGAUGCUCUUUGCAUUAGGAGGCACGGUACUCAUCAUCCCCUUUAUAUGCAUCGUCAUCUCCUACAUCCACAUUGUAUCGGCCAUCCUGAGGGUCCGAACCCCUGCUGGGAGUGGCAAGGUGUUUUCCACCUGCAGUUCCCAUCUCUGUGUUGUCUGUGUGUUAUAUGGGACCCUCUUCAGUGCCUACCUGUGCCCGCCCUCUUUUGCCUCUGAGGAGAAGGAGAUUGCAGCAGCUGCCAUGUACACAGUGGUGACCCCCAUGUUGAACCCCUUUAUCUAUAGCCUAAGGAACAAGGACAUGAAGGGGGCCCUGGAGAGGCUCCUCAGUCACAGGAGAAUUUUUCCCUCUUAA